This is a messenger RNA of Entrophospora sp. SA101, 756 nucleotides long. Lineage: Eukaryota; Fungi; Glomeromycota; Glomeromycetes; Entrophosporales; Entrophosporaceae. The record is from the annotation of a GenBank genome assembly.
AUGGAAACUGACAUGCAUCGUGUAAUUCGUACUCAAAAUUUAAGUGAUGAUCAUUGUCAAUAUUUCAUUUAUCAAACUCUUCGUGGGUUGAAGGCAUUACAUUCUGCCAAUGUACUUCAUCGUGAUUUGAAACCAAGCAAUCUUUUGUUAAAUGCUAAUUGCGAUCUAAAGGCAAGUGACAAAAAACAAAAUUCGAUAUUUUUUAACGUAUGUGAUUUUGGUCUGGCAAGAAGUGCAAAUUCCAGCGACGAACAUAGUGGAUUCAUGACAGAAUAUGUUGCUACAAGAUGGUAUCGAGCUCCAGAGAUCAUGUUGACAUUUAAAGAGUAUACCAAAGCCAUCGACGUUUGGUCUGUUGGUUGUAUUUUGGCAGAAAUGUUGAAUGGGAAACCAUUAUUUCCUGGAAGAGAUUAUCACCAUCAACUCACUUUGAUUCUUGAUGUUCUUGGUACACCAACUAUGGAAGAUUUCCAUGGAAUUAAAAGUCGAAGAGCACGUGAAUAUAUCAGGAGUUUACCAUUUAAAAAACGGAUUCCUUUCUCUAAAAUGUUCCCUGAUGCAAAUACGCAUGCUAUAGAUAUGUUGGAGAAAUUAUUAACUUUUAAUCCUACCAAAAGAAUUACUGUUGAAGAGGCUUUAGAACAUCCUUAUUUGGAACCUGUAAGAUCUUUCUUUGAUUUUGAUAAACAUAAAGAUCAAUUGACUAAAGAACAAUUAAAACAACUUAUUUAUGAUGAAAUCAUGAGACCAAUAUAA